AUGCAUCCGUCGAACUUCGCUCACUGGUCUCUUUCUACAGCUCGCGACCUUACCCUCGAAGCCGCCCGCGAUGCCAGCCAAGUCCGCCGCACGUCGACAAAAGAACUGCCGUCGGGUCAGCUCAAGAAGCUACUGGAUAGCAGGUCGGAGCGCGAUGUCUUGGAGGGACUACGGAGAGUCAUCACUAUGUCCUAUCGACAACCGCCCUCGCAAACCCUCCCCUUCUUCUCUCACGUCAUCAAGAACGUCGCGUCACCGUCUCUCCCGGUCAAGAAGCUCGUGUACAUAUACCUCCUUCAGCACGCCGAACAUGAACCCGAUACCGCCCUCCUUUCGAUUAAUACGAUUCAAAAGUCACUCACGGAUACGAAUCCUCAGCUCCGCGCACUUGCGUUACGGGUCAUGUCCAGCAUAAGAGUCCCUGUAAUCAGUCAAAUCGUAAGCUUGGGCAUUAAGCGCGGAGCAGGGGACAUGUCACCAUAUGUGAGGAGGGCAGCAGCGCUGGCUAUCCCGAAAUGCUAUAGGCUGGAUCCGAAUACAGAGCCGCAAUUGCUGGAGUAUCUGUCGACGUUGCUGGGAGACAAGCAAUACUUCGUAACUGGAGCAGCGGUAGCUUCGUUCUUGGAGCUGUGUCCGGAUCGCCUGGACUUGAUUCACCCGCACUAUCGUUCAUUGGUGCCCAAGCUGGUUGACAUGGAUGAGUGGGGACAACUGGCUACUUUACGGCUUAUGGUGGUAUAUGCUCGGAAAUGCUUUCCGCGACGGACGAGGAAGGUCAAAAAAGCUGCGAGUAGCACCUAUACGAACGCAAAGCCGAUCAAGAGCACAAAGGGAUUCUACGAGUCGGAAAGCGAGUCAGAAGAGGAACAAGAGCAAGACAUGGAGGAAAUUGUGGUAUUAGAUCCGGAUCUCGAGUUGCUAUUGAAGAGCUGCCAAUCGCUUCUUCAAUCUCGGAAUGCGGCCGUGGUGAUAGCGGUAGCACGGACAUAUCUUUAUCUAGGCACCCUGGACUAUCUCUCCCAGGCUAUAGGUCCUCUAAUAUCGCUUCUGCGAUCCGCUGGAGGCAUUCAACAUAUUGCGCUAUACAACAUCGUUCAAGUCUGCCUGGCACACCCGGAAGCAUUCGUCAAAUAUUAUACGCACUUCUUGGUACGAUCAACGGACGCUCCACACAUAUGGCGGCUGAAGCUAGAGCUACUCACCUUAAUAUUUCCUCAUGCUCAACCAAGGCUACAAAGUCUGAUCUUGGCCGAGCUCAGCCAUUUCUCACAUUCUGGUAGUCUGGACCCGGCGUUGGUCAAGGAAUCAGUGCGAGCGAUCGGACGCUGUUCGCAAAGCCCUGCCACAAGCCCCCAGACCUCAGCGAGGUGCUUAAAGCUGCUACUGAAGCACAUCGGUUCAGCGGACACCCAUCUUGUAGCCGAGUCUCUCGAAGUAAUUCGACACCUUAUUCAGCGCGAUCCAAAUGCCCAUCGUACAACUGUAGUCCGAUUAGCGAAGCACCUAGACGCAGCCACAAGCCCACAAGCACGCGCGAGCAUAAUAUGGCUAGUAGGCGAGUUUGCCGGUAUUGAUCCGGAAAACAACAUGGCCGCGGACGUCCUCCGUAUCUUAGUGAAGGGCUUUGCCGACGAAGCCGAGCCUGCAAAGCUUCAGAUCGUACUGUUGGCAGCAAAGGUCUACGUACACCAUCUGAACGCAAACCCGCCACCAGAGCUGCCUAAGGUAGAAGAGCCGAAACCGAGCCCGUCACUCCUUGAUGACUACCAGGAAGAAGGAGGUUUCAGAGAUGAACACCUUGAGUCACCUCCGCAAGCCAUGGAGUCUCAACAGCAAGAAAAGCCCCACAUAAUUGAAGCAUUGUAUAACUACGUUCUUCUUUUGGUUCGGUACGACACGUCCUACGACCUCCGCGAUCGCGCACGCGUCUACAAGGCCCUACUCGCAACACCGACCUCCACGCAACUCGCAUCCCUCCUUUUACUUGCACCAAAACCCGUUCCACACACUCCUAGCCCUAGUGAAACUCGAAAAGACUACGUCCUCGGUAGCGCGAGCCUUGUCAUUGGCGAUGAAGGCGGCGUUGGCGGUUUAAAGGGAUAUGAGGACCUUCCAAGGUGGGUCAAGGAUGGCCACGAACCAGAUCCAGCAUUGAGAGAUCAGACUAAUUCGACGGCUUCGUCGACAUAUGUUUCGACGUAUGAGGCUGCUAAGAACAUGUCUGCGGCCGAGAGGCUGGAUGCUGCGGCGGGGGGUAGUAGCAGGAUGACACCUGACAGUAUGCUAUCUCCCCGCAGUUUGAACGGCAUGGGUGGACAUUCGGGUAUUGGUGCAGGUGUUAGUAAGGAGAAGCAGAAAGAGAAGACGCUUGAUGACUGGUUGGCAGAGGAGAGCGGGAGUGAGGAGACGGAUGAGGAGGAAGAUGAUGAAGACGAAGAAGAGGGAGAAACAGAAGAGGAAGAGAGCGAAUAUGAGACAGAGAGUGAGAGUGGGGAUGAGGGAGAUAGACUUGUCAAAGACACAUGA
Molecule: messenger RNA, 2526 nt
Organism: Cucurbitaria berberidis CBS 394.84
Lineage: Eukaryota; Fungi; Ascomycota; Dothideomycetes; Pleosporales; Cucurbitariaceae
Product: ARM repeat-containing protein
Exons: 2
Coding region: 1-2526 (841 amino acids)
Biological process (GO): intracellular protein transport; vesicle-mediated transport
Cellular component (GO): AP-3 adaptor complex; membrane coat
Source: RefSeq, a predicted model, not a curated record